Molecule: messenger RNA, 7902 nt
Organism: Columba livia (rock pigeon)
Lineage: Eukaryota; Metazoa; Chordata; Aves; Columbiformes; Columbidae
Gene: CGNL1
Product: cingulin like 1
Exons: 22
Coding region: 860-4735 (1291 amino acids)
Biological process (GO): protein localization to cell-cell junction
Cellular component (GO): myosin complex; bicellular tight junction
Source: RefSeq, a predicted model, not a curated record
CAGCCGCCCCCGCGCGGGAAACAAACCCGGCUGUCAAGCGGCCUGGAGCUGACAGUACCCGGGCCCGGGACUGGGUUUCUUCUUCAGAGGAUUGUUCCAGCCAACCCCUUUCGUCCUGGCACCGUCGGCCGCAGCCUGAACCACGGCGGGGUUGGGUGUUUUUCCCCUCUGCGGUUUAUGGGUGUCUGUUGGGGGGGCUCAAGCCUGAGGAGACCCCGCGCGCCCCGCUCCCCCUCAGGGAGGCCGGUGGGCGGGAAACGGCCGCGCGUGCGAGGAAGCCCCUCGCUCACCUGAGGGAGCGCCCCCCGCCUGGCUCCUCCCUGGCCGCUGGAGGGGCGGGCAGUCCGCGCUCGGCUCCGGCGGCGGGCACGGCUGGCGGGGCGGCGGCGGGAGAGGCACGAAGUUGACCGGGAUCCGCCUCAGAGGGCGAGGCGGCCUGGGACGGCUUUGCAUCUGAUAUAAUUUAUAUCCCUCCCAUAUGAUGACAACUUUACGGGGAGAUCAGUGCUACGAUAAAACUUGAGUUUGGAUUAGCAUCUGCAGUUGAUGGAAGAAUAGUUGUUACAGCUUUUAUCUUUCUCCUGUUUUUCUCUUUAGCAUGGUAUAUAUGGGAGAUGUGGAUUUAAUUCACUGCAAAAAUGGUCUGUGGUGUGUCCUGUGUAAGGAAUUUUACCUCAGCUAAAGGAUGACAAAGAUGAAAAAAAGACCUGGUGACCUAAAGCUGUGUGGCUGUAUGGUUGUCGGCUUGCAAAAGGAACAGGGAGAAUUUUACAAGCUGAAAUAACAGGGUGCUGGAACUGUUGCUUUUGGAGAUACUGUGUUAUGGCCUACAUUUUUUAACUAUAAUCCUCUGAUAAUCAUGGAGCCAUAUUUUGCUGGUUUUAAGCACUUGCAGCAGGACUAUGAAGUCACUCUUGAACUUGCAAGUGAGGAGACUCAAAAAACUAGAAAUGCACAAAAUUCUAGGAUGGGGUCUUAUGGUGUCAGUAUUAGAGUCCAAGGAAUUGAUGGACAUCCAUACAUAAUACUAAACAAUACAGAAGGAUGUUUGUCAGAAAAUCCUCCUCCUUCUGGAAAAGAACAGCAGGCCAUUUCUCAGACUGCAAGCAAGCCAGCCACCGACUCCAAUAUUGCUUGUAAGUUGGAGGACAAAAACAGUGAAUGCACAAAGUUUCCUGGAACACAGCACAUGCAACCCUGUAUGCUUAAAAGCCUGAAGAUAACCAACCUGGAUGAAAAGGAAAAUACAAUAUCAGAGGUUAAAGAUGGAACAAUGAAAUCCUCCAAUUUGUUGAACUUUCAGAGACAUCCUGAACUGUUACAGCCUUAUGAUCCUGAAAAAAAUAACUUGAACUUGGAUAAUUACCAAUCUUCUCUGUGCAGUAAAUCGAAAUCUUUGGCAGAUGAAGAUAAAACUGAAGCAAAGCCUUGGGUUUCCUCACCUCAAGUAGUAUCUCUACAGAAAACAAAUACUUAUCUUGCAGAGCCAGCCAAAGCAAAUUCAGAAAAGAUAUAUUUGACCAGGUCAGUAGAAGACCAAAGUAGGCAGCUCCUGGAUUGUCCCAGUAGCACAAACAGCCCCAAUGAAGGGUGUGUUUCAGAAUCGUUUUCAUCUGCAGGAGGAUCCCAGUGUAUUAGUCCCACUGCUUAUCCAGAGACAAGAAAACCUCGGCCAGAUGUUCUUCCCUUCCGCAGACAGGAUUCAGCUGGGCCAGUACUGGAUGACUCACGAAGAUCAUCGUCCUCAUCAGCUACUCCCACUUCUGCAAAUUCCUUAUACAGAUUUUUACUUGAUGACCAGGAAUAUGCCAUCUAUGCAGACAAUGUUAAUAGGCAUGAAAACAGAAGAUAUAUCCCAUUUUUGCCUGGAACUGGUCGUGAUAUUGACACUGGUUCACUUCCAGGAGUAGAUCAGCUAAUUGAAAAGUUUGAUAAGAAAGUUGAUAAGAGAGGUAGGUCAGGAAAAAGGAACCGAAUUCAUCCAGAUGAUCGUAAAAGAUCACGAAGCGUUGAUAGUGCCUUGUCAUUAGGGAAUGAUGUAAAUUCAGAUUAUCUGGGUGAAUUCAAUAAAAGCUUGGGCAAGUCAACAGAGCACUUGCUGAAACCGUCUAAAGUCUGCCUUCACAAGCAGUUAUCCAGAGAUGAAAAGUCACAUUCCAAAGAGAUGAAGAUUUCUGCUCGAAAUAUUGGAAAACUGCAAAUGCCUGAUAAAGACACUCAGAACAGUAAUUUCAAUUCUUUGCAAUACCAUAAACAAAAUGGAGCUGAUACCGAGAGCUUUAUGUUUAGGUCAUCUACACUCCCAGGACAGAGUAAGAGAGAGGAAGUUAAAACAGUAACCUCUACUUUAUUGUUGCCAAACCGAAUCACAAUUCCACCUGAUUCAGGAGCCAAGAAAAUUUCUGUAAAAACAUUUUCAUCUGUCCCUAAUACACAGGCAACUCCUGAUCUCUUAAAAGGCCAGCAAGAUCUUGCACAGCAAACAAAUGAAGAGACUGCUAAACAGAUACUUUACAAUUACCUUAAGGAAGGAAGUGCUGAUAAUGAUGAUGCAACAAAAAGGAAAGUCAACUUGGUUUUUGAGAAAAUUCAGACUUUAAAGUCAAGAGCUGCUGGAAAGACACAGGUUUCAGAUUCUUCGGCUGAAGUAAAAGCAUUGGUGGAUCAAAAAGCAGAACUUGAAAGGAAAGUGGAAGAAUUAGAGAAAAAACUGGAUCUAGAAAUGAGGAAUCAGCAGAAUUCCAAAGAGGAAAGAGAUGCUACCCGAGCAAGUCUGAAAGAUCUUCAGUUGCAACUUGAUGAAAGUAUAUGUGAAAAAGAAGCCUUAAAAAAGCAACUGGAAGAAAGCGAGAAGGAACUCAGGCAAAACCUAGAGGAGCUUUUUCAAGUGAAGAUGGAACAGGAACAACACCAGACUGAGAUCAGAGAUCUUCAAGACCAGCUCUCUGAGAUGCAUGAUGAACUGGAUAAUGCAAAACAUACUGAAGAAGGAGAGAAAGAGGUUCUGAUUGAGGAGCUGAUGCAAAUGAAGCAGGAUCUGCAAGAAGUAUUAAUAGCCAAAGAUCAACAAGAAGAGAUUUUGAGAAAAAGAGAGAGAGAGCUUACAGCUUUAAAAGGAGCACUAAAAGAAGAAGUAUCUAGCCAUGACAUGGAGAUGGAUAAACUUAAAGAGCAACAUGAUAAAGAAUUGCUUGAUCUACAACAGAGACUGGAGAAAGCAACAGAGAGUGCUGCUGUCCUUGCCAGUGAAAGAAACACUGCACAAGAGGUGCGAAACAGUAUAGCAAAUCAAGUCAAGGAGCUGACUGAGGAAAACGAACUGUUGAAGAGAACAGUUGAUGAGCUAGAGAGUAAAAUUGAAGAGCUGCACAAACAAAUUGGUAAUAUGAAAGAAGAAGAAAAUUCAGUGAAGGAAAAAAUGAAGAGAUAUGAGGAAGAGAAGCAAGAAUUAGAACAAGCUUUGAAACAUGCUGAGAGGGAGGCAAAAGAAUUGGUAGUGUUAAAAAGCUCUUUGGAAAGCCAAGUAGAAGAUAUGCAGGAGAACAUCCGUUGCCUUUCGCAGGAGCAGCAACAGUUAACUCAGCAACUAAAAGAUGAAACUCAGCAGAAGGAACAGUUGAAGCAGAUAAAGAGAGAAAUGGAGAAUGAACAGUGGCAACUGAACAAGACUGUUGAAAAGUUACAGAAGGAGAUGUCUGAAAUGGUAGAAGUCUCAAGAACAUCGACCCUGGAGCUUCAGAACCAGCUUGAUGAAUACAAGGAGAAAAAUCGCAGGGAACUUGCAGAUGUGCAGAGACAAUUGAAAGAAAAAAAUUUUGAGGUAGAAAAAUCACGCCUGACAACCAUGCGAAUGCAAGAUGAGAUGCGCCUCAUGGAAGAAAACUUGAGGGACCACCAGAGAGCUCAGGAUGAGGCAAUAACAAAAACUCAGCUGCUAGAACAGACUGUGAAAGGCUUGGAGUAUGAACUUGAAGCCAAAAACCACUUAAAAGAUGAUCGUGCAAGACAAAUCAAACUAAUGGAGGACAAGUUGUCUCACCUGGAACUUGAGCUUGAUGAAGAAAAGACUAAUUCAGAUUUGCUGUCUGAGAGGAUCAGUAGAUGCAGAGAACAGAUUGAACAAAUGAGGACAGAAUUACUUCAAGAAAGAGCUAUAAAGCAAGAUUUGGAGUGUGACAAGAUUUCAUUGGAAAGACAGAACAAAGACUUGAAGAGCCGAAUCCUUCACCUGGAGGGCUCUUACCGAUCCAGUAAAGAGGGACUUGUUGCUCAAAUGGAAGCGAGGAUCACAGAGCUAGAAGAACGACUUGAAAAUGAAGAGAGGGAUAGAGCUAAUUUACAACUGAGUAACCGCAGACUUGAGAGAAAAGUGAAGGAGUUAAUGUUGCAAGUAGAUGAUGAACAUCUCUCCUUGACUGAUCAAAAGGACCAGUUGAAUUUGCGUUUGAAAGCAAUGAAACGUCAAGUUGAAGAAGCUGAAGAAGAAAUAGACAGACUGGAAAGUGCUAAAAAGAAACUCCAGAGGGAACUGGAAGAGCAGCUAGACAUGAAUGAACAAUUGCAAGGACAGCUUAAUGCUGCAAAGAAAGAAUUAAGUAGACUGAAGAAGUCACCAAGUAAAGUGUUGGCCGAUUCUGAUGAUGAUGACGAUGACGAUUUCAGCACAGAUGGUGACAGUCUUUGUGAAGUACCUUCAGGGAAUAGCUUUUCAAAAGAUGAUGACACAAAAAUCUGAAUAAGUAUUGAAUCUCUGAUUCCUCGAAAGUACUGAAAAUUAUCAAUGAACUAGAUGUUCUAGAAGCCAAAUGACAUAAAGGGAUUUAAGUGUUGGGAAUAUAAUGUUUCCAUCCGUACUGUGCCAUUUUCUUACUUAGAUCUUCACUGUCUAUUAUAGAAAACAGGAUUGCAUUAUAAAACAGCUAUAAAACAUGGAUAUAUAUAUAUAUAUAUAACUGCUACUGAAAACAGAGGGAUAAUGUUUCAUGAUGGAAAUGUGAUUUUGCUAAUAUUCUGUUUAAGUAAAAAGCCAUUUGAAAAUAUUUCAAAAUUAGUUUGUAGUUAUUAAAAGCUUUUCCCUAAAAUUAAAGAAAACACAGGAGAUUAUUUAAUGAUUGUAAGCAGGGGGAAAUUAUGUAUAAAAUGUAAAUAUUUAAAAUCUGAUCUUUUUAUUGCCUAGUACUAUUUUGUAAAGUUUUUAAUAUUAUAUAAAUCAGUUUCAUAUGUAAAGUACUUAAAUUUAUACUGAAUGCUAUAUUUGGGUUUUGUCUAAGAAGAAAACAAAAUUAAUAUGUUUUGUGCAUUACAGAGCAGAUUCACAGGUCCUGAGCCCGGAAGAACAUUCCCAUUUUAAAACCAGUGCAAGUUUUAUUGUAUGUAUUCCCUAUAUUAGAGACCAAAUGUUAAUCCUGCCUGUUGACUUUAAAAGGACCAUCACAUCUGCGUGAUGAGUGAGGAUUGCCUACAGCUUUCUUGUAAACUGCCUUUAAGAAGCUUUCUGUUUGUAGUCGGGGAGGGUGAGAAUGAGGUCAGUUAUUACUUGGCGUCUUUUCAUUUCCUGAAACGGACUCCAUAUUGCCAGAGGCAAGACAUUAUAGGCCUGCUGGUUUGAGGGCAUCAGGGCAGGCUUAUCUUAAAGUCUUUAAGGAAUUCCACUCAUUCCUGUAAAAUUACUUGUGGUCUUUGAAUUAGGUCCAUGCUUAAAUCUAUUUGUUAAUAUUUCCCAAAAUUUUAUGCACCUGGCAAGAAAUUGCACCAAGGAAACAAAGUAUGUAAUCUGAUAUUUUCUCUCUAAGCUGUUCUUCAGCAUCAGUUUGUGGUAUAUUGCAGUGUUUGGUCAUAUAUGCAGACAUAUAUUAGUAUUUCAGUUUGCAGAAGUAUCUCCAUUUUGGGUGAUCCAUCCGUUCAACAAACUUUGUGGGAAAUUUAACAGGAAAAAAACCCCAAGCUUUGCAGAUUUUAUUUUAAAAGCAUUUACCAUUUUAUUGCUAAAAAUAUUUUUGUAAUUUAUAUUACACCAGACUGUUUUUGCUCCUUCACAAAUCUAGAAUUCUAAGUAAAGGGCACUACUACAUAAUUUUGUUAAGAAAGCAUAGUUAGGUGCUAUCUGAUUAUUAGUAUUUGUCCCCAGUUAGAGGUUAGUGGGCCACUUCAUAGUGGGAUGUCACUGUAAAAAAUACUUUAAACUGAAGUUGCUGGGAGCUUCCAUUAUGCCCACAAAGGCAUCUACUGAAGAGGACAAAUUAAACAGCUCUGAAAGUGAGGCUGAUGGACUUGGUUAAGGCAAAAGUCCUGACAAUGGCAGUAUCCAUUUUCAUAUGAUUAUAUGAAAUGAAACUCCUGCCUGCAGGAUCAGAAAUAUGCUCAUACAUUGCAGAUUAUAGACUCUUCUGCUGUGUAAUUCCCUUCAACUUGGUGUUGGUGGUUUGAGAUAUAUGGGAAAUAAUAUGAACAGCAUUUUUGUAAUACUCUGUCUCUGAACCUUGUAUAUAUUUUCAAAUAGCAGACAUCAUAUAAUUUUUUGCAGUACUAGUUUUACUAUUUGAACAACACAGAAACAACCUUUCCUUGAAGAAGGUCUGCACUAUACUGUACUGAUAAUCAUCAUAUAGCCUGCUGUGAUUUAUUUGUUGUUGCUUCAUUUGCAUGUUUUUGUAGGCUUAACUUUAAACAACUGAUUCCAACCUCCAGCACUCUGUCCUAAUGUUCACAGAUGACUAUUAUUUCAAACUACUGGAAGAAAGUCACUUAAUAUUACAUCUACCUCUGGUUACUAAACUGUAAAAGAAAAAUUCACUUAAAAUAAACGGUCAGUCAGCUCUUUCUGUUCUUUGUACGUGCACAUAGCUUGAUAUGACAAUUGAAUUUUAUAUGGAAGAUGCAUGUGUUUAAAAUAUAAAAGAAAAUAAUAAUCUGGGGAAUACUGAUGCUGUAAACAAGUCUCUGCAUUUUCCUCUUUUUGGAUAACUACUUUCUUUGUAACUUGGAAAGCAGGUCGCUGGUAUAAAAUCUAGAAGACUCCUUUUCUCAUUUGAACUUAUAAUAAGUUAGAAGGAAGGAGACACAUUGUUGUGGACUCCUAGUGGGAAAGAUCUUGCUUAUUAGACCUUCCUCCCCCCAUGUCUUCAUAAAAAUAACUGGUCUUUGUUCAUUUAGGCUUGGAAAUGGCAUUUCCUCUUUAGAGUUCUCAAAUGAUAUGAGUAAAAUCAAAAUAAAAUCUGAAGAUGUUGAAAAGGGUACUUCAAAUCGUUCACAAACCAGUCGGUAGCUGUGCUUCUUGAGACAUGCUAGCUAUGGUGAGGGUAGGGUCUGGGUCUUGAUUGUCAUGAAAAAACAUUGCUAAUAGUUUAAGGAUGUCUGAUUUGUUUACUCCAUCUCAUGGCAGUUUUUGAUCAAAACUCAUCUUAAGUCAAGGUUUAGUUUAGAAAAACUUCCCUGAUAUUUCUGUGUAAUCUAGUUCUAUUAAUAAAUGAAUUUCAGAAGAAGCUCUUACUCCAUAAAAAGAAGGAAGAUGGAGAAUAUGUGAAGAAAGAUGAUAGUGAGACAUUCAGUCCCUAGAACUUCGUACAAAUACCAGAAUUUCUGGCGUAUUACAGAGGGACAUGGCUUGAAUUCUGAGCUAUAGAGACCUUCAGUUUUCUUUGAUGAUACCAUAAUAUCUCAUAAACAGACUGAAGCUAAAUCACUUUUGAUAUAAGCCUGACCUGAUGACUUACAUAGUGGGUGCUUUUCUCUCAGUGUAAGUAAUCUAUAAUGAACAAUGAUCUUUUUGUCAUCUCUGGGAUUAAUGGCCUUUCAUAGCCCACUGACAUUUUGACCAUUUUUAUGUGGUGAGAGAUUUUCUAUAAAAACAAUAUUUUUUCCUGUUAUAAAUUUUGUUCUGCCUAAAUAUACAUGUUCUUCAAA